Molecule: messenger RNA, 1763 nt
Organism: Dioscorea cayenensis subsp. rotundata (Guinea yam)
Lineage: Eukaryota; Viridiplantae; Streptophyta; Magnoliopsida; Dioscoreales; Dioscoreaceae
Source: RefSeq, a predicted model, not a curated record
AUGGGCCGUCCCCUCUUGGGUUAUCUCAGAGAACUUCAUGGCCUCUUCUUAGAUUCUCUCAUAGAAAGCCCAUGGGCCUUCUCCUCUUGGGCUAUCUCAGAGGACUUCAUUGAGAACAAGAGCCACAGAGACAGAGAGACAGAGAGAGAGAUGGAUCCCAAAUCCCUAGCGAAAUCGAAGAGAAAGCAUGGACACCAGCACCGCAAGAAGCCCCAAAGCUCAGCUGCUUCGAAGACCUCAAGAAGCCUCUCCGAUGCCCUCCCAUCCAAUAGGGAUCGAUAUAGCGAUGAGGAAGACGAUGAUUUGGGAGCUGAGACCGUUGUUGCGGCCAAGAUACCUGGAGAAGUCUUGCCCAAAAGCAAAGGUGCUGACUUUGCUUGGUUACUGGAGCAGGCGCGGUCUCAGCCGGAUGAACACCGUGAAGAAGAUUCACAGUGUUCGUCGUCCUCGGAUGUGAUUCCAGUUAAUUUUAUGAAGGGAGUGAGCUCCUUGCUAUCGUUGAGGGGGAGUAGCCUUUUGUCUUUGGCUAAUGAUGACAAUUUUGUUGUUGAUGAUGACUCUGCGUCAAGUUUUGAGGUACCUUUUCUCUCCUUGGAUUUGCACGCACUUGCUACACAACUGUCAAAGCUGAAAAGGUCACAAAGGCUAUUUAUUGAAGAUGAUCUGUUAUCUGAAGAGCUGGAUGGUAGUUAUGAAUCAGAAGGGAGCAAAGCUUCUGAGCAAUCGGCAAGAUUAAAAAAUUAUGAAGGCCAACAUGAUUUGACUGCACUGGCCUCUCCAAGUCAUGUGCAUUCCAAACAGGAUGAGCACAGGGAGAGUAUAGACAGCUUCCACAGUUCUAUGGAUUGCAAAACAUCACAGGGGCCAGAAGUGGAGAUUCUGGAGAUUGAUCAACUCCCAGCAUCUCCCGCACAAGUGACUCAGGGAGAACCAAAUGAGGCUUUGAAACCAAUAGAUGAUUUUGGUGUAAGAGAAGCUCAGCAGUGCAUCUCAGAGCUUCACUUGCAUAUUGAUCAGCCAAAACAGAGCAAAUUUGGUACAUUUGAAGCAACAGCAGCAGAGGCAGAGUUGGACAUUCUCCUUGACUCAUUUGAUGGGAACAACCUCUCUACUUCCAAUGGUGUGCUCAACCAUAGUUUCAUUUCCAAGACUGCUAAUACCACCAGUUCAUUAAAUUCAGUGGCUCCGUCAUCUAUGAAACCUAACCGUAAUUCCUUGAGCACUGUAAUUCCAACUUCUUUGGAUGAUGCACUUGAUGAUCUGCUCGCUCAAACUUCACAUCUUCAGGGACCACAGAAAGAGGGGGCAGUGUCUUCUAUUAAUUUUCCUCCCCAACCAACACCAGGGCUGAGACCAAUGGAUGAUGACUUUGAUUCAUGGCUAGAUACACUCUGAAUCCUUAGUGAGCUCCCAAUGUGUGACCACUAGUUGCUCUCAGCCAUGGCUUGUAUAGCACAAGAUUCAACACAUCACCCUUCAUCGCGGUGCUAUCCUUCCGCUUAGCUUUGACAUAGCCCUGUUGUUGCAUGAAUUUUAAGCCGGGAAGGGCUUGAUACACCAGUUUGAAUUAAGAUUUGAGCUUUUUGAGGGACUCAAUAACAGAUAUGCAUCUUCCAAUGUGUGAUUACAAAGCCCUUUUUUACAGUUUACUCUGAAGGAAGAUGACUCUUGAGUUGAAAGCAUUAUAGGAAUGUGAGGUUUGUUUUUGGGUAUAUAUUUCAGUGUUUGUAUUCAUAAAUGGUUGUGUGGCAAGCUUCACUGUG